Lindgomyces ingoldianus is the source of this 1047-nucleotide messenger RNA. RefSeq lists its product as uncharacterized. The record is from RefSeq and is a predicted model, not a curated record. Bases 1 to 1047 code for a protein of 348 amino acids. The transcript is spliced from 11 exons. Lineage: Eukaryota; Fungi; Ascomycota; Dothideomycetes; Pleosporales; Lindgomycetaceae.
AUGUCCCGGAUUUUUGAACUUGAAUAUUCCGACACCAUCACCGUUUAUCGUCUCUUUUCGCUCGCUAUGACGUCUCAUCUACUCUCUGGUGCCUCGACACCGCCCUGUCUAGUUACUUCCUCGAUCUUUGGCGGUGCUCAACAAGCCAAGCUGACUAGUAUUUCCGAGACUAGCUUUGGGAUGCAGUGUGAGAUUGUGUGUGAAAGGCCAGCAGCUAAGGUUAUAUUUGAAGGGAUCAGCUUUGACCCAAAAUCAUUCAGGAGGAACGAGCAACUUACCCAGGGGGGUCACCUGGCCGUACAUACAGUAACCGUAUGUGAGACCCUGUUACUAGCCGUUUAUGGUAGAGGCGCAGAUGGCGCAGAGGGCACAGAGGGAAUAGAGGGCGCAGAGGCUUUAGGUCAAUCUGCCUCUAAGAAGGCGCCUGUUCACUAUCCUAUGCUCCGUAAACGGCCCGUUCUACUCUGUACAGUACAGAAUACGAUCUUCAAUUCACCCGUUAUGGAUACAGUUAGUAAUUGCAAGCGGUUUGAACAGUACAGCACACCGUACAGCCUCAAAACUACUCCGCUAAUUUACUACCCUUUGGUUACACGUUCGCUAGGGGCUGUUGCAAAGGCUGACCAGGCCGGUUCUGCCAGCGUUGACUGUCCAACAACCAAAUGCAGGUACCCUGACUUCACCUCCCUGACAGUCUGCUCAAGAUGCGAAGAAGAGACUGUUCGAAUCACAGGCUUCAACUGUACAGGUUUCUGGUCUUACUCAGAAGGAAAUACACCAUGUUUUCACCAAAGGGCGGAUAAAGGCUUCCUGAAAUUCUAUAUAGACAUACUAGUGGGAAAUUUUGAACUCCUCAAACUCGAACGGAGGAUGAAUGGUGGAAUUCUUAACGACCAGCGAGGAGCCUUUGAAACUUGCAAAUACAACCCUUUCUUCCUUCACGUGCUUCAACUUGACGACGGAUUUCACCUUGCACAACUAUGGCUGAGGAAUCCAUAUAAACGACAGAAAUCGAAGAUACUGCGCUCCUACUCCUUAACGAACUAG